Molecule: messenger RNA, 903 nt
Organism: Prorocentrum cordatum
Lineage: Eukaryota; Dinophyceae; Prorocentrales; Prorocentraceae
Source: the annotation of a GenBank genome assembly
GCGAAGGACAAGCUGCGCGAGACAAUGGACGUGGGCAACGCCGCGCUAGAGGACAAUCUCGGGGCCAACCACAAGCUGCAAGUCAGGCCCGGCGUUGUGCCCAGCUGCAUAAACCACAAGAGCGGCAGCUACCAGUUGGCCGUCAUAUUGACAGCGCUAACUACUCCGACACGUCACAUUCCCCCGCCGCAUGGCGCAGGCGGACCGGCGCCGACGCUUCUGGCGGACGCAGGCGCCGUGGCUUCCUCGUCUGGAGCGCACAGCGCUGCUGGCGCAGCAGGCGCUGCAAAUUACCAGGACAUGGCCACCCCGUCAGCGGACAUCACCAUGGAGGAGCUACUGGCACCGCAGCCGGCCGCUGCGCCAGCGUCCCGGGCAGCGCGGGCAGGGUGCGGCGUCGCCAUGGCUGGCGCAGCCCCCGCAGCACCGAUGCCCAACCGCGUCGCGCCCACCGUGAUCAGUGAGGCCCUCGACGAGCUAGGCGUUGGCCAGAAGCGCAAGGCCGAAGUCAUGGACAAAUUCAACGCCAGCGACGGCACUGAGAGCGUGGACGUAUGCACCCCGCAGCACUACAGGGACUCGAACGCGGCGAUGUUGCCGGACAGCCACAUCCGCCUGCGCCCCGACGACUUCUUUCGCCCUUGGGGCUCUUUGGGCCCGCCGCGAGCGCCUGGCGCCAGGCUGGGCUUGGGGGCCAGGCCAUCAACACCAAUGACUUCAGAGCAGGCGGCAGCCGCCACCGGCGCGAUGCACGGCCAGACGUUGGCAGUCUCGCAGCAGGGCCUCGCAGGCUUCUCAGUGGCCGACCUCCACGGACAGUCCACGACGCAGCUGGCCACGACCUUCGGCAUCACCCGCACCUUCGUGCGUGGGCAGGGGCGCCCCCAGAGCUACGCGGUCGCG